Molecule: messenger RNA, 803 nt
Organism: Arabidopsis thaliana (thale cress)
Lineage: Eukaryota; Viridiplantae; Streptophyta; Magnoliopsida; Brassicales; Brassicaceae
Product: Disease resistance-responsive (dirigent-like protein) family protein
Exons: 1
Coding region: 96-650 (184 amino acids)
Cellular component (GO): apoplast
Source: RefSeq, marked reviewed
CUCUAGCACGUGAAUUAUGUCUAUAAAUAAAGGUUUCCAAAGCCCUCUUCCUAAUUCACUCAUAAUCUACUUACUCAUUUCUACUAUACAGUAUAAUGGCAAACCAAAUCUACAUAAUCUCCUUGAUCUUCUUGUCUGUGUUACUUUAUCAAUCCACUACCGUCUUAUCUUUCCGACAACCAUUCAACCUAGCGAAACCAUGCAAGCGUUUCGUCUUCUACCUCCAUAAUGUUGCCUACGACGGUGAUAACACGGAUAAUGCUACAUCAGCAGCAAUUGUUAACCCUUUAGGUCUAGGAGACUUCAGUUUUGGGAAGUUUGUGAUCAUGGACAACCCUGUGACAAUGGACCAGAACAUGCUCUCGGAACAGGUGGCUCGUGUUCAAGGCUUCUUCUUCUAUCACGGUAAGACGAAAUACGACACUUGGCUCUCUUGGUCAGUAGUAUUCAAUUCAACACAACACAAGGGGGCAUUGAACAUAAUGGGUGAAAACGCGUUUAUGGAGCCGACAAGAGACCUACCGGUCGUUGGUGGGACUGGUGAUUUCGUCAUGACUCGUGGGAUCGCUACGUUCAUGACUGAUCUCGUUGAAGGCAGUAAGUAUUUCCGUGUCAAAAUGGAUAUUAAACUCUAUGAAUGUUACUAUUAGAGUUACUAAUACAUGUCUUGGGUUUGAUGUUUCUAUCUUGAUAUUUUUGGGUUUGAUGUUUCUUUGUUGGCACUUUGUUGCUUUUCUCUGUUCGUAGUUGAUGUUGUACCAAGUUUCCAAUAAAUGUUAUAUUGAAAACGUUCUUUUAAAACC